AGUCAAAAGCUGAGUAAGAAUGAGUUUGAUAAGCUAUGCUGUCGUGUUCUUGGGAGGGAAAAUCUUUGGCUGCAUAAUCAAUUGAUACACUCAAUUUUGAAGAAUGCUUGUCAAGCUAAAGCUGCACCACCAAUUCCUACUUCAGCUCAAAGUAUUCCCAUUUGGUUUAAUGGAGGUUUUCCAUUGUCUCCAAGAAAGAGCCGGUCCGGGAUUCGUGACCGUAAACUCAAGGACAGACCGAACGGGAUGGUUGAAUGCAUCUCGCAUCAAUCAGCAGGCAAGAACGAUGGAAGCUGUAAAAUCACGAUGGAUAAUGACGUUGCAACUCUGUGUGACUAUCAGAGACCAGUGCAGCAUUUGCAGGGAGUUGCUGAAUUACCUGAAAACGAUAUCGAGGCUAGUGUUCAGCAACCAGCAGGAAAUCAUAUCUUCCCGGGACAGUCGAAUCGCUUGAGUUUACUUCGGAGUCGAUUACUUGCACCUCUUGGGAUUCCUUUUUGCUCAGCUAGUAUAGGCGGGGCUCGCAAAGCGAGACCUGUGGAUUGUGGGGGCGAUUUUAGCAUUAGUGAUAUUGGUCGUUUGUUGGAUACCGAGUCGCUGGGACGACGUAUGGAACAAAUAGCUGCAGGACAGGGCUUAGGCAGUGUUUCUGGAGAUUGUGCUAGUAUUUUGAAUAAGGUGUUGGAUGUAUAUUUGAAGCAGUUAAUUCGUUCUUGUGUUGACUUGGUUGGAUCAUCAUGGCCUGCAUAUGAGCCUGAGAAACCUCUUGCCCAUAAGCAGCAGAUUCAGGGGAGGGUUAUCAAUGGCCUGUUGCCUAAUAAUCAAUUACAUGGACGACAUAGCAAUGUCAAUGGCGAAGCUACGUACAAGCACAGAUUACAAUGCUCGAUAUCGUUGCUCGACUUCAAACUAGCAAUGGAGCUUAACCCGAAACAACUUGGGGAAGACUGGCCUUUGCUAAUGGAGAAAAUUUGUCUGCGUGCAUCUGAAGAAUGAAACGACUCUGAUCGAUCUAUUUAUCCCAUUCCACAGUUUGAUUGUCCCAUCACGUUUCAAAGGGAUCGAAAAUCGAUCUCGACGACCUCUCAGCUAUGCCCAUCUGUGUGAGUAAAAGUGCUGGCUUUAGAAGAUGAUGAGCAUGUCGAACGUCAAAAUCCACGCUCGUUCUUGGCAAUCAUUUAACUGUGACUA
This is a messenger RNA of Cucurbita pepo subsp. pepo (vegetable marrow), 1191 nucleotides long. RefSeq lists its product as uncharacterized. Gene Ontology annotation, biological process: regulation of transcription by RNA polymerase II. Gene Ontology annotation, cellular component: SAGA complex. Lineage: Eukaryota; Viridiplantae; Streptophyta; Magnoliopsida; Cucurbitales; Cucurbitaceae. Gene Ontology annotation, molecular function: transcription coactivator activity. The record is from RefSeq and is a predicted model, not a curated record.